Molecule: messenger RNA, 748 nt
Organism: Moneuplotes crassus
Lineage: Eukaryota; Ciliophora; Spirotrichea; Euplotida; Euplotidae
Source: the annotation of a GenBank genome assembly
UUAUGAAGAAAGCUUUUAAAGUAACUCAGAAGAGUAAUCCCAUCACCUCGAAAAAUCUGCAUGAAAUCCCUUUUGAUGUAGUUAAGAUAGCUGAUCUGGAAAAGGUAAAGAAUCAGAUUGAUAGCAUGAAGAAGGAUAUCUACACUCAAAUGGAAUUUAAGGAGACUGAGCUUAAUAACAUUAGAUUUGAGAUGACUCAUCUUCGGAAUACCUUGGUCGAUAAGGCAGAUAAGACUUCCGUUGCUAAUAUCAACAAGCGGUUUUUGGAAUUCGUUCCAUAUCUGGAGUUUCAUGCAAUGGGCAAAUCUCUUGGAAAUUACUGCUCUACAGAAGCUCAUAAGUUGCUCCAAGAGGAUGUAGAACGAGUCAAGCAAGGGCUUGGCCAGUAUGAGCUCAUCAGCCAAGUUGAUAAUAAGAUCAAAUAAGUUGCAAGAGGAAAUAGCCAACAAACUUACUUUUUAUACUUUCAAAGAGGACUUCGCCCAGAAAGAUAGGUACUUGCAGGAGAAAUUUAUGAAGAUUAAUGUUGAUAUCACUCGAAAUGAACAAGCUUUGAUAGACAUCAAUUCAAUCAAACUUCCAGCGAUUAUUCAGGUUAUGGACGAGAAAAUUGAUAUGAAAGACCUAAAUCUAGAGCUUGGCAGGCUAAAUUCUCGCCUCGAUCAAUUUGCUAUCAAAAAUGAGGUGAAUACCAUUCGAAACGAGUUAGAAGCCUUCCAAUAAGCGUGGCAGACCACUGCUUGAUUAA